Messenger RNA from Megalops cyprinoides (Indo-Pacific tarpon), 2533 nucleotides. RefSeq names its product fidgetin-like. The record is from RefSeq and is a predicted model, not a curated record. Gene Ontology annotation, molecular function: ATP binding; ATP hydrolysis activity; microtubule severing ATPase activity. Bases 44 to 2392 code for a protein of 782 amino acids. The transcript is spliced from 3 exons. NCBI's taxonomy places the organism in Eukaryota, Metazoa, Chordata, Actinopteri, Elopiformes, Megalopidae.
ACAUGGCAGAGGCUAUGGUCAGUCUUCCCUUUACUAACUUGGAAUGGUUUCAAAUCGAAAGCAUCCUCGAUUAAGCCGAAAACCCAUUCAUCAGCAAACACAUCGGAUCGAUGUUACUCUAACCUCUGACGCUGCCCUGCCACGCAUACAGCGAGAAAUGCUCAGUAGCGGCAGUGUUUAUGGCAUAAAGAUGCAGUGGACCCCCGAGCACGCCCAGUGGGCUGAACAGCACUUUGACGUCAGCUCUACCACCCGGUCCCCGGCUCACAAAGCCGAGGCCUACCGGGGCCACCUGCAGCGCACCUACCAGUACGCCUGGGCCAAUGACGACAUCUCCGCGCUCACCGCCUCCAACCUCCUCAAGAAGUACGCCGAGAAGUACUCGGGCAUCCUGGAGGGCUCGGGCGAGAGGGCCCUGCUGGGCUCCUACCCCGACGGUGCCCCACCCGUCCCCAACGGGAGGAAGUCAGAGGGCGACUCCUGGCAGGAGGGGGUCUACCCCAUGAGCUGCGGUCCCGACGUCAUUCCGGCCAGCAAAGCCGGGGCACCGGCCGAUGUCUCCGCCGGGCUGGGGGGGUCGCCGAACCUGGCGGAGGCUGGCUACUCCAGCAGCAGCUGCGCCAGCUUGCACUCGGGGCUGGCGUCUCAGGAAUACGUGGCGGGUUACAACGGCUCCUACCUGCAGUCGGGCUACAGCGGGCAGCCCGCCCCGGCCCUGCCCUCCCCACACCCUUCCCCCCUGCACAGCGCGGGACUCCUCCAGGCGCCUCCUCCCCCUCCUCCGCCCCCUCCCCCCACGCUGGUGCCCGGCUACAACACCGGGUCCCCCAACCUCUCGGGCUACAACUACCCCCCGGCGGGGUACCACCCCCAGACUGCCGUGGCCCCCGGGUAUAGCCCUGGCGGGGCGCCCCCUCCCUCGGCAUAUUUACCGUCAGGUAUCGCCGCCCCCACCCCCCUCCCUCCCUCUACCCUCCCCGGCUACACCUACCAGUCACAUAACCUUGCACCGAUCGCACCCACACCUUUGAACAGCAGCUCGGCCAACUCUCUAAAAAGAAAAGCAUUUUACAUGACAGGGCAAGGAGACAUGGACUCCAGUUAUGGAAAUUUCAGCUACAGCCAGCAGCGCUCGACUCAGAGCCCAAUGUACCGGCCGCCAGACAGCGGCGCCUCAAACGCGGGCCGCGGAAACGGCUUUGACAGAAGUGCUGAGGCGGCGUCUUUGGCGUUUAAGCCGACGAAGCAGCUGAUGGCCUCAGAGCAGCAGAGGAAGUUCGGUGGUCAGUCGGGCAGGGCGAUGACGCCGCCGUCCUUCGCCCCGGCCAAGGGCUCCCUGGGUGGGGCCAGGUCGGGCGGCGAGGCGUUCGGGAAGUUCACGUCCCCCGUCAUGGGCGAGCACGGCGACGAGCGAGGGCAGCACCUCCCCCACGCCGCCGCUGCCGCCGCCCCCCCAGGCUCAGCUACCUCAUCUGCCCACCCCGCCGAGGAGCAGCUGAAGAACAGCGACCCCCGUCUGGUGGAGCUGGUGAUGGCUGAGAUCGUCCAGCAGCUCCCCCCGGUGGACUGGGGCGACAUCGCGGGCCUGGAGCUGGCCAAAGCCGCGGUGAAGGAGGAGGUGCUGUGGCCCAUGCUGAGGCCAGACGUGUUCGGCGGCCUGGCGGUCCUGCCUCGCAGUAUCCUCCUCUUCGGACCUCAGGGAACCGGCAGGACACUGCUGGCCCGCUGCAUCGCCAGCCAGCUGGGGGCGACCUUCCUCCGGCUCAGCGGCUCCGCCCUGGUGACCAAGUGGCUGGGGGAGGGCGAGAAGGUGGUGCAGGCCUCCUUUCUGGUGGCACGUUGCCGGCAGCCGGCCGUGGUGUUCGUCAGCGAGGUGGACGCGGUGCUGGCGGCCCAGCCGGGAGAGGACGGUCCCACCAACCGCGUCAAGAGCGAGCUCCUCAUGCAGCUGGACGCGGUGCUGACGUCCGCCGACGACCACGUCCUGGUGGUCUGCUCCACCAGCAAGCCCGAGGACAUCGACGAGUCCCUCCGACGCUACUUCAUGAAGAGGCUGUUCGUGCCGCUGCCCGACAGCACAGCCAGACACCAGAUAAUCAGCCAGCUGCUCUCACAGCACAACUACUGCCUCAGCGACAAGGAGGUUGCACUGCUGGUCCAGCGGACGGAGGGCUUCUCUGGGCUGGACGUGACCCGGCUGUGCCAGGAGGCGGUGGUGGGCCCGCUUCAUGGCGUGCCCGGCGCCGAGCUCGGACCUAUCCUGCCCGGCCAGAUCCGGCCCGUCACCUACCAGGACUUCGAGAACGCGCUUUGCAAAGUGCAGCCCAGCAUAUCGCAGAAAGAACUCGACACGUACACGGAGUGGAACAAAACAUUCGGGUGCGGUCAAUGAAAAAGAGGGACGGAGAGAGAGAGAAAGAGAGGGAGCGAGAGAAAGGAAGAUACGAGAACGGGCAGGAAAACCCGUUAGAAAGAAAGAGGGAGAAAGGACAGGAUCCUCUCACUGCGGUGGAGGAGAGCGGACGGCGGUAAC